AUGGAGAGGAGUAUGCUUGAUGCAGCAAGCGGUAGAGCUCUCAUGGACAAGACACCAUCUACAGCCAGAGCACUAAUUGACAACAUGGUAGAGAACUCUCAGCAGUUUAAUAUAAGAGCCAUGGCACUAAUAAGAGAGGUCCAUAAUGUACAGCAACCAACCCAUAUGGUAGCAAAUUCUAGCAGACUUGAGAGCAUAAUUGAGGAGCUCACUACUUUCAUUGGCCAGCUUGCUACCAUUGUAAACCAGUUCAAGUCUCAAGGUUCUGAACAACUCCUUUCUCAAACAGAGGUUAAUCCUAGAAACGUGAGUGCCAUAAUAUUGAGGAGUGGGAAGGAGUUGUCAGGCAACCAGAAAGAUGAAGAGAAACCACCCCUUCCCUUUCCGAACAGAGUGGCCAAGCCAAGGCCAUCAACAAACUUUGAUAAAGAGUUUUUUGAGACAUUCAGAAGAGUAGAAGUGAACAUUCCACUGUUGGAUGCGAUAAAACAAAUGUCAAAAUUUGCAAAGUUUCUUAAAGAGUUGUGCACUAACAAGAGGAGACUGAAAGGAGAUGAAAGAGUCAGCAUGGGGAGGAAUGUGUCAACCCUUAUACAGCCCAAUAUGCCGCAGAAGUGUAAGGAUCCUGACACUUUUACUGUCCCUUGCAUUGUUGGAAAUUCCACCUUCAGCAAUGCAUUACUUGAUCUUGGUGCUUCCAUGAAUGUGAUGCUUAUAUCAAUUUAUAGGUCUUUAACCCUUGGCCUUCUAAAGCAAACUGGUGUAGUCAUUCAAUUGGCAAAUAGGAGCACUGCAUUUCAUAUUGGAGUAGUAGAAGACGUACUAGUGAGAGUGAAUAAGCUGAUAUUCCCUGCAGAUUUCUACAUUCUAGACAUGGCAGAAGAGCCCAACAUGCCUACACUAAUCCUUUGUAGACCUUCUUGA
Molecule: messenger RNA, 924 nt
Organism: Abrus precatorius (Indian licorice)
Lineage: Eukaryota; Viridiplantae; Streptophyta; Magnoliopsida; Fabales; Fabaceae
Exons: 3
Coding region: 1-924 (307 amino acids)
Source: RefSeq, a predicted model, not a curated record